AUAACUUUAUUCAUCUGUGACGCUGAUGUAUUAACUUUGUUGCCUAUGUUGUCAACACUAAGAGGACAAACAAACUAUAAGUUUUAAACUGAAGCAUGCUACUGUCUAAACAGUUUUCUUAAUUUGAUUAUUCUGGUAGUCUUCCGUUUCUUUGUUGACAUGUUUUUACUGCAAUUGGUUGUAUCUGUUGUCUUCUUGUUGAGUGUCAGUGAAGUUAUUAGUCAAUGUCCACCUUCCUCAGGUAUCUACCUGAGGCAUGAUGGAAACUGUUAUACUAAUGGAUCAUAUUUUUUUGAUAAUGACAUUAAAGGAGAGAGUAACAGUAUCCAGUGUGUGUUACCUGAUACUGCUCUGAAUGAUGGAAAGUGGGUUAAUUCUAGUGGAUCAUCAGUUGACUGCAGUACUGAUCCUCUUCGUUGUAAUAAUGAGGUAUCUUCACCUAAUGCUACUAUCAGUCUUUACAUACCUACUGGACAAGGCAUAUCACCAUCUGAUGAUGGCUGGUACAAAUGCUGUCUACCCACUAAUUGUUCAGAUCCUAACACUAACAUCAUCUUUGCUAAUAUAUUCAGAUGGGUACAGAUUGAAACCAUCACAGUUGACCUUCCUUCAAAUAAAACAGUUCUACCUCAAACAUACACACUACAUGCUAUUAAAAUUGGUAGUAACGAUCACGAUCCUUUUUUACAUAAUGCCAGUUGGUACUAUGAGUCUGGUAGCAGUAGUACUGAACUUUGCACUGGAUAUAGGGCCUCAUACAAUUGUACAUUCAUGUAUGGUAAUGGAACGUCAGUGAAUUAUGGUAAUGGAAGGUGGGACUAUACUCUAACUGUUACUUGGAAUGGAGAAAAUAUUACUAGUGGAGUACUGAGUCAAUCAAACAACAAUGGGGAUCAUGUAUUUAGAUUCUAUUUGUUUUUUGGUCAUAUCAAUCACAACCCAGUAGCAAGAAAUAGAGGCAUUUUUGUAACAGUACCAGCAACUGCUCCCUCUUCUUUUAUUGAGUGGUCCUCCAAAUAA
This is a messenger RNA of Amphimedon queenslandica, 1020 nucleotides long. RefSeq lists its product as uncharacterized. NCBI's taxonomy places the organism in Eukaryota, Metazoa, Porifera, Demospongiae, Haplosclerida, Niphatidae. Bases 160 to 1020 code for a protein of 286 amino acids. The record is from RefSeq and is a predicted model, not a curated record. The transcript is spliced from 5 exons.